AUUUACAGGUCAUGCCGAAAACAAAAAAAAAAUCUGUUGCACUACUAACUUUAUUGUUGUGAAUUAGUGGACGUUUUACUCUUGAUUUGAACAAAUAUAAUAGUCAAGUGAUUGAGUAAGAUUCUCAAAAUGGAAGUAGAGACUGAUUCUAAGGAAGUUAUAGAGAUCAGUGUGGACAGUGUGCUUGGAGAACUGCAGAGUGUCCUCAAAGGGAAAAUCCCAGAAUCAGACUCCUCCAGCGAAUCAGAGGAGGAUGUUCCUACAGAGAAAGAUCCUCAAAGCCCUCAGGAGGAGAAAGAGGGUCAUGUGUGCAAUAAUAAAACUGAUGAGGAGAAAAUGGUGGAAAAUUCCUCCGUGUCCCCUGUUAGUCCGAAGAGUUUUGUGGAUAGGCCUAUCAUCUUCAAGUCUUCCAUCAAGAAGGACCCGGGGUCAAAGCUUCAUGACCAGUUGGUCAAAGAGCUGGGGUCAGUGUUGAAGAAGAGAAAUAAGGAAAAUGACCUUGACGCAGUCAAAGAAGAGGAAAAAAAGGUCAAGGAUGAAAAAACAAACAAUAACAGAAGACCUGGACCCCUUAAAUUGAAUAACAGUGUGUUUGCAAAUAAAGCUUUACUGGCACAUUUGGAGAAUCACCUUAAAAAAUCCUUACACAAGACUGAUGUUGCUGGAAAACCAAGAACCAGCAUGAAGGACUCAAGCUUUAAUAAUGACUCCUCGAAUCUCCCUAAUAUUAUGGAAUCUUCCAUUUCUGGUGCUGCACAGUUUGGGGUUAAGCUAAGACAUACACAAACAAGGACGUCAGAGGGGGAUGGAGUUGAGAUGAAUGGAGAGCUCUCUCCAGACUCUUCACAUACAUCUCCUCAGAAAUCUAGUCAGUCUGAAAUAUUACUCCAAGCAAGAGCCUCUCUUACUAGUACCCCUCAACCAAAGGUGCUAUCCCAGAAUUCAUUGACAGCUAAAACUGAUAAAGUGGUGGUACCACUUGAGAAUUCAAGGACAGCUAAAACUGAUAAUGUGGUGAAUCCGCCUCAGAAUUCAAGGACAGCAAUAACUGAUAAAGUGGUAGUACCGCUUCAGAAUAGAGUGGUUGCUACCACUGAAAGUAGAAACAUUGUCUCCCAGUCAAGAAAAGCAAUAAGUGUGGUUUCUAAACAGACUUCACAGUUGGGUGGAAGUGUCUACCAUGUAUCUUCACUGAAGAGAGAUGGGAAGCAUUUGACUCAGAUAUCCAUAGGUGGCUGUCCGGUCAUUCACACCAUUGAUGAGGGAGGACUGCCCUCGGCCUCUGGCCCCGGUCUGUACAAAGGUCAGGAGGACAAGGAAGCCGUGUUCUAUGUGGAUGUGGGCAAGAGGAGUGGAGAUCUGGAUAUCAAAGUGGAGGGACCUAACUCUAUUGCCAAGACAACAGUAGAGAGAGCUGGAGAGAAAUUCAUUGUUAACUAUACACCAGUAGAGGUGGGCAUCUUCAACAUUGGUAUUCUGUGGAACGGAACUCCCAUUCCAGGAAGUCCAUUCCACCCUAAGGUGUUUGAUCCCCGUAAGGUGCGGAUCUCUGGUGGGUGGGCCCAGUACAUGGACGGUAACGAGCGCGUGGGUCUGGUGGUGGGGGAGGAGAAGAGACUGGUGUUUGACAUCUCUCAGGCCGGCCCAGGAUCUCUAAGGGCUGAGGUAGUUGGACCUGGCUCUACAGUCCCCGCUACUGUCACAGACAGCUAUGGUCAGACAUUAGUGGCAUUUGUUCCCAGGGAGGAAGGAAACCAUUACAUUCAUCUCUACUGGUCGGAUGUGGCCCUCCCGAAUUCUCCGUUCCUCGGCUACGCCGUCCCAGCAUUCUCUGAUGCCAACAAGGUCAUUCUGACUGGGCGGGGCCUGAAGGAGGCGACCGUCCGCGAGGAGGCGGAGUUUGUGAUUGAUGGAUCUCAGGCCGGACCAGAAUAUCAACAACCAAACAGUAAGUAAAAACACUCUCAUGGGGAAUUUGUUUGGUUUAUUUUUUUUUUUUUUAUUUGUAGAAGGUGGCUAAUUUCCCAUUGCUUUUUCUUGUGUAUUCUAUGCAAACCUUUCCAAAUGCAGACAAGGGAAAAUCGUUUUUAUCACCAAUCAUCUUCAUAG
Molecule: messenger RNA, 2109 nt
Organism: Saccostrea cuccullata (small rock oyster)
Lineage: Eukaryota; Metazoa; Mollusca; Bivalvia; Ostreida; Ostreidae
Product: filamin-A-like
Exons: 7
Coding region: 130-1956 (608 amino acids)
Biological process (GO): actin cytoskeleton organization
Molecular function (GO): actin filament binding
Source: RefSeq, a predicted model, not a curated record